AGUGGUGCGGCCCGGCGCGGCGGCGAGGCCGGACUGACUUCCAUGAUGUUGAGAGGAAUCGCUCAGGGUGCAAAAGACACAUUCACUCUUCUAUUGAUGAGAUCUCAGAGCUGUAACCCGGGACUGAAGUUUUCAUCAGUAUGGCCUGACAUAGCAAACAGAAGCUUCCUAAUACAUUCCAGUUACACAACUGAUACCACGUCAAGAGAGGAAAAUAAAAAAACCCUGGAGAAUCUCUACAGUUUGUCAGUUGACAUCACGAAGAUACGCAGAGUGAAGGAAUGGGUCCUUCUCCAGGAUGUGGCCUAUGUUGAAGAAAUUGCUGGUAUCUUACAGGAAAUGGGAGCAGAUGCGACCACUGUAGCCAACAUUAUAGAACGCUGCCCUGAGGCAAUUCUCCACACCCCGGCAGAGAUAAACUCUCAAAGAGCUUUAUGGCAAUUAGUAUGCCAGAAUGAAAAACAGCUGAUUAAAUUAAUAGAGCAAUUUCCAGAGUCUUUUUUUACUACUGAGUGUCAGCAGAACCAGAAGGCAAACAUACUGUUUUUUCAAGAGCUGGGACUUAAAAAUAAUAUAAUCACCAGGUUCUUGACAAGUGCAACCAAUAUUUUCUAUAACCCUGUUGAGAAAAACAAAAAUGUAAUAGAGACAUUACAAAGAAAUUAUUUAAAUUUAGGGGGUUCUGAAGCAAAUAUGAAGAUCUGGAUACUUAAGCUAUUGAGCCAAAAUCCAUUUAUUUUAUUAAACACUUCUGCCGCAAUCCAGGACAACUUGGAAUUUCUCCAAAAGAAUGAUUUCACUGACCAGGAAGUUCUACAGCUGCUGUCCAAACUUAAAGGCUUCAUUUUUCAACUUAAUUCUGCCACUAUGGAAAAGAGCAUGCUUUUCUCCAAAAACAUCUUCAAGUGCAGUGAUCAAGAGCUAAAACAACUGGUGCUGAAAUGCCCAGCCCUUCUCUACUAUCCCGUUCCAGUUCUGGAAGAAAGACUUGAAGGACUACUGAAGGAAGGAAUUUCUAUAGCACAGAUUAGAGACACACCAAUGGUGCUAGAGUUGACAACACAAAUCGUUCAAUACCGAAUUAGAAAGCUCUCUGCAUUAGGAUAUGAUAUAAAGAGUGGAAAUCUAGAAAGCUUGAAUGGUACUAAAAAAGAUUUUGAAAUCACUUACGGUAAGAUACAAUCAAAGAAGGAGAGACCAAUUUUUAAUCCUGUUGCUCCUCUACAGAUUGAAGAUUAAUUUGAACGCUGUACUUCAAGUUAUGGAAAAGCAAAUUAAAAGGAAAGUUGGUUGAGAAGAGAUGGAACAAAUGCAAUCUUAAUCAAGGCUGUAGUCUUACACUGUACUUUGUCCUGGAGGAGGUCUUAGGCACUACUUUAUUAUACAAUUGUAGUAUUCUAAUGCUUUCAGAUAAUAUCAUAGAAGUUAUGGUUAUGAUAAAGGUUGCCUUUUUCUAUGAGUACCUCAGAUGUGACAUUUUCUUACCUGAUAGGGCAUUAACCCCCUUAGAUUUUCAGCUCUAUCAGUGCAGAGUCCACCCUGUGGUAGUGAUUAGCACAGUUUUUAUCUGAGGAAGACAAAAGGAGGAUUAUUAUUUUUCUAGCAGUGUUCAUCAAUCUGCUGGUUCACUGUCUUCAGGAAACACUCUUGGAGUUCUUUACUGCUGAAGUAGCUCUAGCUCCUGGAUCCUUACCUGCAACAGACUUGAUUUCUUAGAGAGGAAAGCCCUGUCCUGAGCACGGGGGUGGGACGUGAUGUUUUUUUAUUCAUUGACUGCUACAAUGAGGCCCUAGCAUAUUUGUGUACAAACCAUAAUGCAAAGAAACAAGAUGACAACCUUUACAUUUCUGAGACUUCAAAGUUUACUUAAUUUUCAAAAGGUUUGGGACAGGAGGAAAUAAAUUUAUUGCUAUUGUAUAGUUCUUAAUCUCUUCUAGCAAGGUUUGGGGACAAGAGAAAUUAGAGACUCAAGUCUCAAAUGAUGGUAGGAGAAAAGAGAAAGUCAUGCUUUUCUGUUAGAUGCAAUAAAACUCUAGUCUGUAAACCACUGGUGAUUAAACAUGACUACCAGAUUUGCUAACAGCUGCAACAGUUCCUAAAUAUAUGGGUGGCACUGCUUCUCAUAUAACACCAUAUGACAAUUGGUGACAAGUGCUGGCUUUCAAAAUAGUAACUAUCAGCACUUAAGUUCUCAGGGGAUUUGAUUUCUUCUCAUUUAUGGGCUGUGAAUGAUAAUAUAAAAUAGCAGCAUCACUGACAAUCAUCUCCAUAGAAUUAGGCUCAUCAGUGAUUUUACUUCUCAGACUUUCCUAAGUAGCUAUUCCACACAUAUUCCCUCUUAACAACAGAAUAAAAACCAGCUACACACCACUCUCACUCCCAACAUUUUUCAGGGUCAUUUUUAACAUGCAUUUUGGCAGCAGGUCCAGGCCUCCAUUUCUUAAAAUGUGGUUUGUAAUUGCUGAAGAAAGCUGGUAUUGAAUUACUGGUCCAGAGGGUGGGCUGCAAGAUGGUGAUUUUAUAUAGUCUGCCACGUUAUCUGCUGUGCACUGGGGACGGGCUGGCAACACCUGGUAGGAGCAGUGCCAAGAUCUCAACAGCUGAAGGUCUUAGAGUGGGCACUCUGCAGGCAAGUGCAGAGUGACAGGCAUUUCUGGGGAUAAAUGCCACUCUUGCAGGAGCACAUGCAACAGUGGCAGGAAUUCAAGAAGGGGAUGUAUCACCACCAUGAAAAGAGUCAGGCUGUACUACCAGGCUGUGUCUAUGUUGAAUCUUUCAAAACACAUUAUUGUUUUUUAAGAGGAAACUGGGAAGACAGCUGUAUUAAAAACACACAGGAACUUGCCUUUGUCACUUUCUGACUGUCCUUCCCUGCUCAGCUAUUACGCAGACCACAGUAUUAUCUGAAUUCAAAAGCCUCCUUCCUCUCAGACACAAAGGGAGGGGCGUCUCAGUUCUCCAGAGCUCUUUCUAACAACCUGUAACUAAGCCAGAGACCUGAUUGGUAGGUUAGGAGGAAAAGGAAACUAAGACAUACAACAGUGGUUUCCCUGAAUAUUUAGUUCUAGCAUUUCUACAGGUAUCUGUUUUUACAAAGUUUUGGAAACAGCUUAUUCCCAUCACUUAAAUUAUUUCCAGUGGCAACAGAACAGGAAAAGGAUGUAUUUCCUUAACUAAGUUACAGCCUGAGCUAUCACAAACUCAUUUUGCCUUCCGAAUGUUUCAAUAUCUCUUCCCUUUUCAAAAUAAAAGCCAAAGCAGAAAUGCUCUACUCCUCUACUACCAGUUGAAAAUUGAGUCAAUCCUUCAUUCCUACUAACUCUAUCUGGGGACCUGUUUCUCUCUUCUUCAUAAGAUUCAUUUACAAUAAAAUCUCAGGAAAGCUUCCAGUCCAAAACACUGUGUUGCUGAAAUCCUCAUCUUUUGUUACUCACAGUGACUGUGGACCAGCCUGUGAGUAAGCCUUUCACUACCUAGAGAGCAGUCAGGCAUACAAGCUGCCUUCAUAAACAUUUCCCCUUUAGAAACAGGGACUAAAAAACGGAAAGUGAAAUAAAGCUACCACAAAAACAAUCCCAAGACAAAAGAACCUCACUCCCCCAGAAAAAUUCAGUUCCAUAUUCCAUUCAGUGCACUAUGAUCUUAAAACUGGUUAUUCCCAAGCAUCAUUGACGAGGGGAAAAGCAAAUUAGUUCAAAGGAUUUUGUGCUGCGUCUGUGCACAGCUUACACGCAGAAAUUACAAGCUUUUGUUAAGAGCUGGUUGGUGCUAAGUAGAUACAAGAGACACUCUGGAGCAUGGUACUGUGGGAAGAUUUAUACCUAAGUAUGCCUUUCUCCACAAAACUAAGGAAGCUUUCCAAUGUCUGAAACAGCAACAAUUUAAUGGUUCACAGGUGCCAGGACAGAAUUUGAACAAGUUUUUAAGAUUAAGCAAGUUUCAUAAGUGAAUGGAAAACACACAGGAUAUAGGACAAAUCUCUUUGAAAACUAAAACCAUAUGCCAUGUAAAAGUGUUUCAGUUACAAGACUCAAAAUAAUAGCUACAGGAUAUGUUAAGAACAAAACAUAAUGAAGUGUUGGCAACUCCUUACAUACCUAACAUUGCUUCUCUCGACCACACAUGUUUUGCUGCAAGUUUCAUAGCUUAAAGAAUAUAAUUAAAAAAGGGUAUGACCAGUUCAACAUUCCCAUUUUCAGAAAAACUUUAAGGAAGGGUUUGGUUGAGUGUCACAAAUUAUCACUGUGCUCCAAACAGGUGACUCUUAAAGAGUUCAGUGGCAGCACUUGGGGGAUAUGGUUGCACUGCAAAUCGCAGGGCAACAGACCAUACUGAAUUAUCUGCUGCAGCUAGAUUGCCUCUGAUAUCCAGGCUUGCUCAUUUCUACAGCUAACUGGUACCUCCUAAACCAUGCUAUAUUCUAUGCAAUUUGCUUUUGACAAUU
Molecule: messenger RNA, 4444 nt
Organism: Hirundo rustica (Barn swallow)
Lineage: Eukaryota; Metazoa; Chordata; Aves; Passeriformes; Hirundinidae
Gene: MTERF2
Product: mitochondrial transcription termination factor 2
Exons: 2
Coding region: 43-1239 (398 amino acids)
Biological process (GO): regulation of DNA-templated transcription; termination of mitochondrial transcription
Cellular component (GO): mitochondrial matrix
Molecular function (GO): double-stranded DNA binding
Source: RefSeq, a predicted model, not a curated record